Nycticebus coucang (slow loris) is the source of this 6506-nucleotide messenger RNA. RefSeq names its product nudix hydrolase 9 (gene NUDT9). Gene Ontology annotation, molecular function: ADP-ribose diphosphatase activity. The transcript has 8 exons. Lineage: Eukaryota; Metazoa; Chordata; Mammalia; Primates; Lorisidae. Bases 178 to 1230 code for a protein of 350 amino acids. The record is from RefSeq and is a predicted model, not a curated record. Gene Ontology annotation, cellular component: mitochondrion.
UAGGGCUUCUGGUCUCCGUGUUUAUAGCUAGAUGUCGCUACUCUACUUCCGGGACGGGAGAGGGCGGCCGGGUCCUAGUGCCGGCUAGAUACCCGGGGCUCAGAGCUGUAGGGCGGGCGGAAGGUGGGGCCCAAACCAAGACUGACUGACUUCCUCGAAGCUGCCCGCCGGACGCUGAUGGCCGGACGCUUCCUGGGCAAGGCUUUAGCCACCGUGUCUCUCUCUGUGGCCUUGGCCUCUGUGACUGUCAGUUCUUCGAGUUGCCGCAGCGCCCCGGCGUACAGAAACUCAUUUUCAUCCUGUUGGUUUCAUCUUAGUACCAGCACCAUGUCUGGUUCUAAUAGUUCCAAAGAGAAUUCUCACAACAAGGCUCGGACAUCUCCUUACCCAGGUUCAAAAGUUGAACGAAGCCAAGUUCCUAAUGAAAAAGUGGGCUGGCUGGUUGAGUGGCAAGACUAUAAUCCUGUUGAAUAUACUGCCCUUUCUGUCUUAGCUGGACCCAGGUGGGCAGAUCCUCAGAUCAGUGAAAGUACCUUUUCUCCGAAGUUUAAUGAAAAAGAUGGGCAUAUUGAGAGAAAGAGCCAGAACGGCCUGUAUGAGAUUGAAAAUGGAAGACCUAGAAAUCCUGCAGGACGGACAGGACUGGUUGGCCGGGGGCUUUUGGGGCGAUGGGGUCCAAAUCAUGCUGCAGAUCCCAUCAUAACCAGGUGGAAAAGAGAUAGCAGUGGAAAUAAAAUCACCCAUCCAGUUUCUGGGAAACACAUCUUACAGUUUGUUGCAAUAAAAAGGAAAGACUGUGGAGAAUGGGCAAUCCCAGGGGGGAUGGUGGAUCCAGGAGAGAAGAUUAGUGCCACACUGAAAAGAGAAUUCGGUGAGGAAGCUCUCAACUCCUUGCAGAAAUCGAGUGCUGAGAAGAGAGAAAUAGAGGAACAGUUGCACAAACUCUUCAGCCAAGAACAUCUCGUGAUAUAUAAGGGAUAUGUUGAUGAUCCUCGAAACACUGAUAAUGCGUGGAUGGAGACAGAGGCUGUGAAUUACCAUGAUGAGACAGGUGAGAUAAUGGAUAAUCUUGCCCUAGAAGCUGGAGAUGACGCUGGAAAAGUGAAAUGGGUUGACAUCAGCGAUGAGCUCGAGCUUUACGCCAGUCACUCUCAGUUCAUCAAACUAGUGACGGAGAAGCGGGAUGCACACUGGAGUGGGGACUCUGAAGCUGACUGCCGUGGGGUAUAGCUCAUGACGGGAUACACACUGGAGUCAGGAUUCUGAAGCUGACUGCCGUGGGGUAUGGCUCAUGGUCUCUGCAGAAGCCUAAAGCCCACAAAGGAGCAAGUGCUGAAAAGGAGGCAGGAUCACCCAACUUAUGCUGUAAAAAGGGCCAGAGCGGCCACUGGGCCUAUUCACUUCCAAAAUAAUUUACAUUUAGAGGGUUUUACAUCAGAAUAAAAAUUAAUAAAUAUGAUGAAACAGAACACAGAAUUUUCAGCUUUCUGGUCAAAGGAAUAUAAAGAGUCAUAUUUUGUAUGUAUUCUAUUUAAGCAUGGCUUCAACGAAAUUUAAACAACUGAUGCUCUCAGAUGAAUCAUAAUCAGAAUAAAGACAAAUUCUUGAUCAGCCAUAACUCCUGUUUUCCAUCUAGUUUUUGCUUGUCAGUUCCAACCCCCACCUCAACCUUUUGAGGCCCAAAGGAUUUUCCUGCCACAUGGGACUUCUUUAGAAUGAGCACCACCAUUGGAUGUAUAGUUUAAUGUCACAUCUGAUUUUUCCUUAAAUUAUUUACCAUUGUGCUUUUUAUGAUCUUAUUGAAGCUGAUUUCAAAAGUGGGAACUUUAUGUAUUCUUGACUUUAGAGUCAUGAGUUUUAUGAGGAAAUUUCAAUCACUCUUUUAGUAUUAAAGAUUAAGAGCAAUGAAUAAAGGCCAGGCACGGUGGCUCACGCCUAUAAUCCCAGCAUUUGGGAGGCCGAGGCGGGUAGAUUGCCUGAGCUCAUGAGUUCAAGACCAACCUGAACGAUAGUGAGACCCCAUCUCAAAAAGCCGGUUGUGAUGGGUGCCUAUAGUCCCAUCUACUUGGGAGGCUGAAGCAAGAGAAUCACUUAAGCCCAAGAGUUUGAGGUUGCUGUGAGCUGUGACACCACGAAACUCUACCGAGGGCGACAUAGUGAGACUCUGUCUCAAAAAAAGAAAAAAAAAAUUGAGAGCUCAUAUCCUCAUUUUUAGAAGUUCUGAAUUUUAAAAAUAUGUCUGGGAAAUUAGUAAUUAAAAUCAGUAAGUUUAUUUCACUCUAGUGCAGCGGUUUUUAAGCUAUGGGCUGCAACCCACAGGAACUGUAUUAAAGGGUCGCAGCAUUAGAAAGGUUGAGAACCACUGGUCUAAUAUAAAUACUGUAUGUUAUAACCAAUUAAAAAAUAGCUCGGCACCUGUAACUCAGUGAGUAGGGCGCCCGCUUCAUAAACCUGAGGCUGGCAGGUUCAAGCCUGGCUUGGGCCUGCUGAACAACAGUGACAACUGCAACCAAAAAAAAUAGCCAAGUGUUGUGGUGGGCGCCCGUAGUCCCAGCUACUCAGGAGGCUGAGGCAAGAGAAUCGCUUAAGAUCAAAAGAGUUUGAGGUUGCUGUGAGCUGUGAUGCCAUAGCAGUCUACCGAGGGUGACAUAGUGAGACUCUGUCCCCCUCCCCCCAAAAAUAAAUAAAUAAAAAUAGAUGUCUAAAAGGAAUUGCAAUCAGAUAGGAACAGAGAGAGAUUUUUGUUAGGAAGUAAAUGUUAAAGAUUGAAAUAGGAUUUUGAAAGGUGCAUGGUUAACAUUAAAAUCCUAAAGAAAGGACAGGGUUGGUGUUUUUAGGGGGGUCUUAGAAACAAGGAAGGGGGGAAAAAGUAAUACUACCUUGUCUGAGUGGAUAUGUGUAUCUCAUGCUCCCCAAUAAUAUGCAUUGGAAAGUGCUAUGAUAUUAACUCCUCUCCACCUCAAUUAGGCUUGGACUAUAGGUGGGGCAUCUGAAGAAAAGCAUUAGGGAAUAGGGACACAUGGUGUUUUCUUCAGACAUUUGAAGAAGAAAGUAGACUGUAUCUAGAAAGUAGAACUAGAGUUAAGGUCAAACAAAAAAUGUUUUGUUUUGUUUUGUCAAUUUGAUGUGAAAACUCCUGUGGUAGUAAACUCCUGUUGAACUCAAUUAGAGUGUUUGAUUUCAGGAUACUUCAACCCUCUCUGGAGGUGUUAGAGGGCUUAUGUAUAGCAUUAACUCUUAAAAAUCCAUAAAAUCCUGGUCCCUUGGGUAUGUAAUAAAGGGAUUUAUCUUUGAUGAGCAUAACCUGCUCAUGGAGUAAGAGGCUGGAUGGCUUCUGGGGUAAGUCAGCUUCUCCUUUUACUCUUUGGGAUGAAGAAAUUGUUUCUUUAUAGCACUGAACCGAGACCUCUAAAGUUGAAGCUACUUAGAAAAACUUUUAAGAAAGUUUGAGCAAUUUUCUGAAAAAUGGUUUCAUAGUUUUAAUACAUAGUUUUGAUACAUUAAUAAAGAUAUUAGGCUAUAUUACAGUUUUCUUUAAAGUAUAACUAAAACACAUGGUCUAGAUAAUUUUUUUGAGUUUUCACUGGAACGUAUAUAAAGUAUGCAAAAUGAUAAAACUGUUAAUUCCACUACAGAUAGGGUAGAAUAGCGGUUCUCAACCUGUGGGUCGCGACCCCUUUUUUCCAUUUAUAACAAUGCGGCAAUUAGGAAGGUUGAGAACAACUGGGGUAGACGAAGAUCAUCUUCUGAGAACUGAAAACAUCCAGCACUAUCUAUAAUGGGGAAAAAUCAGAUUAAAAUGUUAGUUUAUGACAUUCCUAGAAAACAUCUCCUAUAUCACUAGGCAAUAUUCCCUUCAUAUUUACUUGUCUUACGUUUUUAUGUAUAAGGAAUAUUUUUUUCUUUCAGAAACAGUAAGAGUAAUAAUACAUACCAUUUACUGAAUAUCCAUAUUACUUAAUCUUCACCACAAUGCCUGUGAAAUUAGGUGGUAUUAUUCCCAUUUCACGGAUAAAGAAAUUAAUAUUCAGAAAGAUUGCCCACGUUUUUAUUCAGCAAGGGACAAAGCUGGAAUUCGAAUCUCAGUCUGCCUUAUUCUAAAACCUGUUUUUUAUUCCCUACGAACUUAUGAAUAUUCUAAGGUUUAUUAUUUAAGUAUGCAGUUUGGAAGAUUAUAUGGUACAUAAAUAGUACUCAUAUUAGUCAUCAUAAUGCGGUUAUGAUUUGUAACUUGAAAUUUAAGGACCCAACUUGAUUUGGCUAACCUUGUUAGCCAAAGUAUUUGCAUAAUUUUCACCGACAGACAGUUUAUGUGGUAAUAAUCUUAACAUAAGGAUAAAUGGUCACAAUCAGUAUUUGUUUUGCCAACAGAGGUUCUGGAACUUUUGAAGCAUUUCAAACUCAGAUAGAAGAUAUGCUAAACUUAUAUGAGAUCAUAGUUAUCUUAAAAGCUAUUUGGUAGCUAAAGAGGAACUUGAAAAUUCUAAGCACUUUGAGAGUCUACUCUUAUUUAAUAGUAUGUUUUCUGAUCUCAGCACUUCUGAUAGUUGGUAUUAUUUUCUAAAACUUCUGGAGUUUUAUUAAAUAAACUGACAUUCAAAUACAUUCUUAGAAGAAAGCAUUUUGAAUUAAGUUGGUCUUUUUGUACCUACUUUCAUCACAUUAUUUACAAACUUAGACACAAUCUAAGGUGAUUAAAUUUUUUUGAUAAAAAUAUUCAAAAAUGCAUAAUGUUGCUUGAAAGAUAUUUGGAGAUUUUACUAACCGUAUAGAACUUCUGGCACAGUAGUGAGAAUUAUUUCUGUCAAAAUAGAUAAUACAGGUUACAGUUACUGUAUGAAAGUAUUUUUACAAUAAUUCCUUCACUUUCACCUGUGUCUCUCAUUUUAUGAUUAUUUUAUUGCUGAUAUGUUAAUAUUGGUAGAAUUAUGUGUGCUGGGGAUAGAAAAUUAGGUGGUUCUGUUAUACUUCAAUGCUGAGUUGAAUCCUUAACUGUAUGCAGAGUUGAAUCCUUAACUGUAUGCAGAGCUUGAUUUCUCCCACAUGGCCUCUGCUGGCUUGAUAAAAGUAUUUGAAGUGAUUAAAAGUACUAAACAAGCACUUUGUGCAAUAAAACUUGUUAGGAGAAAAACUGGUGGGUGAAAAUCUAGUUUCUUUCAAGGUAGAUUAAAAUACAUACUAUAUAAUGUUAAUAGAUGUAUUGUUAUUUAAAAAAAGAGCCAGGCUCCGUGGUGAGCUGGGUUCAAGUAUCCCAGCCACUGGGGAGGUUGACGUGAGAUGAUUGCCUGAGACCAGGAGUUCAAGGCUAUAAGGCUAUAGGGUACCAUGAUCCAGCCUGUGAAUAGCCAUUGGACUACAGCCUGGGCAACAUAGUGAGACUUCGUCUCUUAAAAAACAAGGAAAAAAAAAAAAAAAACCAAGAAAACCAGCAACAAAAAGGAAAUACCUUCUUGGUCUCUACUUUUUUUUUUAUUAAGCAAACGUGCAUGAAAAUGAAAGUAGAAAGUCCAAGGAUUGCAGCCUUUGCACCAUGCAAACUAAUGGUUUUAAUGUAAAGGAAAAGGGUUGCCUUUGAGAUCAGACCAUUUCUAGGUUUGGUAGUUUUCUAUCCAAUGAGUAAGCUUUUCUCAUUUACUAUGAAUUGUCCAUAAGACAGAAAUAAGCCUGAGGCAAACUUCACUGUUCAAUAUUUUUUAUCCUAAUAUUGCAUAUAUGUCUUAAAAACUUAAAUUUGUGAAAUACCAGGGAUGUUAUGAAAAGAAUACAUUUUCAGACCUGCAAAAAUUUUGGUCUAAAGAUCUUGGAGGAAAUUUGGUUUAUAACCAUUAAUUUUAAUUUGGGUAGAUCAGUUGGGUUUAAUUCUACCCUGUGUUUUUAUAGUAUGAAGAGUUAUUCUUACCUUUCCAGCCAAUGAAUGUCUCUUAUGUUUAUCAGUAUAAUCUCAGAAAUAAAAUCUUACCCCAAAGAAGCCCUAAAAAUAAAAAAAAAAUUACUAAGAUACUAUCUUUAAUCCAUUAAGCAAAUUUGUAUUUUAUGGUAGCAUAAAAAUAAAUGACUUACCACCAGUUGGUUCAAAAUAGCAGUGAUUAACUGCCAAAGAAGAAAAAUCAAUGAUCAAUAAUAUGAAUGGGAUUUUUAUUUAUAUUUAACUUAGUACAUAUGUAAGUUAAAAUAUUUUAUAUAUGAAAAUAUUUAUUGAAAAAUUCAGUUAUAUUACUUAGUGUUUUAUUUAGAUGAUGUGAGAUUUUAAAAUGAAGAGGUAAUAUCUAGAUUAAAAUUCCUUUAGGUCACAGAAAUAUUUUCUUCUAACUGCCUAGUAAUUGUAUUUACCAUAGUUGAAAGUUAGAGAAUUGAUUUGAAGUGUUAAGAAACCCACUGUAUUGGUGUGUGUCACACUUUAUGGGGGCAAGACAUGAUUGCAAGAGGGACUUUACCUAACAAUUGCAAUCAGUAUAACCUGGCUUAUUGUACCCUCAAUGAAUCCCCAACAAUAAAAAAAAAAGAAA